AUGGCUAAGACUUAUCAGCUUUAUGACUUUAUGUAUUAUCCAAAUAUUGCCUUUAAAAUGUCUGCAAUACAACCGUUCACCUGGAGCGGAGCAUUGACAAAACAACAUCAUUCACCAUGGUGUACAGCCAAAUGGUUUAUUACCAAAUUCUGGUUUAUAUUUGGCGCAACGAACUUGAUUUAUCAGACUAUCGGCAUGUUUAUCUAUUUGCUUGCGCCCCAGUCGGCGCACUUGUAUACCGCUGCUAACAUGGAGCCAGAAUAUCAAAUUGCCCUGGUUGCUCAAAUAUCCGAGACUGGUGGCAUAAUGGGUUUAACAUUGGUGGCUGCCUGCAAAAUGUUCAUCAUGUUCUGGCAUGGCAAACGUAUAGCUAAAUUGUUGGAAGAAUUACAGGAAAUAUUUCCACAUGAACAUGUGCAACAUGAUUCCAAUGCUUUAUAUCGCGUUCAAUAUUUUGCAAAAAUUUCGGGGAAUUUAAUGAAACGCACAAUGAUAUUUUUCAUAUUCGCCUUUUGUUUCUACAACUCUCUGCCCUUUUUGGAAAUUAUCUAUGAACAUUUUGCCGCCGACCAACACAUUAUGUAUCUGUAUCAAUCGAACACCUGGUAUCCAUGGCAAACAAAAGAAAACUCAAAAACUUGGUGGAAUUUUACGGCUGCAUACUUGUGUCAAUUGCAAUCGUCGCUGACAGGAGUGUCCUUCAUAAUGGCGGGUGAAUUUAUGUUGUGUUUCUUCAUCACACAAAUGCAAAUGCAUUUCGAUUAUUUGCGAAAUGCCUUGAGGAGUUUGAAUGCCGCAUCUGCCAAGGCAAAUGAGGAGCUAAAGAUAUUAAUAAUCUAUCAUAUAAAACUGUUGAGAUUUUCUAAAGAAAUAAAUAUUAUUUUUAAUAUAUCAUUUCUGGUGAAUUUUAUUACAUCAUCUGUAGCAAUUUGUUUAAUGGCUUUCUCCAUGGUGAUGAUAAGUAUGUCUCACACUUUUAAGUAUUCCGUGGGUUUGUUGUCCUUUUUGGUAUUUAAUUUCUUUAUUUGUUAUAAUGGCAGCGAAUUUACCACAUCGAGUGAUGAGUUGAUGCCCUCUGCCUUUUACAAUAAUUGGUAUGACGGUGAUAUCUCCUAUCGUCGCAUGAUACUCUUCUUCAUGAUGCGCUCUUGUGAGUCAAAUGUAUUGCGUGCCUAUAAGUUUGCCACGGUUUCUAUGCCAACAUUUAUGGCGAUUUUAAAACUUUCAUAUCAAUUGUUUACGUUUGUAAGCGCCGUGGGCUAA
Molecule: messenger RNA, 1263 nt
Organism: Calliphora vicina (urban bluebottle blowfly)
Lineage: Eukaryota; Metazoa; Arthropoda; Insecta; Diptera; Calliphoridae
Product: putative odorant receptor 69a
Exons: 5
Coding region: 1-1263 (420 amino acids)
Biological process (GO): sensory perception of smell; detection of chemical stimulus involved in sensory perception of smell
Cellular component (GO): plasma membrane
Molecular function (GO): olfactory receptor activity; odorant binding
Source: RefSeq, a predicted model, not a curated record